GUGGUACCUGGAGUGAUGCUGCCUCUCUGCUCCUCCCUCCAGCUGGGACCUGGCAGGCCCCUGCCCACCUUCCCCACCUCGGAAUGCACCUCGGACGUGGAGCCGGACACGCGGGAGAUGGUGCGAGCCCAGAACAAGAAGAAGAAGAAGUCGGGAGGCUUCCAGUCCAUGGGCUUGAGCUACCCGGUGUUCAAAGGCAUCAUGAAGAAAGGCUAUAAGGUGCCAACGCCCAUCCAGAGGAAGACCAUCCCCGUGAUCCUGGAUGGCAAAGACAUGGUGGCCAUGGCCCGGACGGGCAGUGGCAAGACAGCCUGCUUCCUUAUCCCCAUGUUCGAGCGGCUCAAGACCCGCAGCGCUCAGUCGGGGGCCCGUGCCCUCAUUCUCUCGCCCACCCGGGAGCUGGCUCUGCAGACCAUGAAGUUCACCAAGGAGCUGGGCAAGUUCACCGGCCUCAAGACUGCCCUGAUCCUGGGUGGGGACAAAAUGGAAGACCAGUUUUCAGCCCUGCAUGAAAACCCUGACAUAAUCAUUGCCACCCCUGGCCGCCUCAUGCAUGUGGCUGUGGAGAUGAACCUGAAGCUGCAGAGUGUGGAGUACGUGGUAUUUGACGAGGCUGACAGGCUCUUUGAAAUGGGGUUUGCAGAGCAGCUGCAGGAAAUCAUCAGCCGCCUCCCGGGGGGCCACCAGACGCUCCUGUUCUCUGCCACGCUGCCCAAAAUGCUGGUGGAGUUCGCCCGGGCCGGCCUCACGGAGCCCGUGCUCAUUCGGCUGGAUGUGGACGCCAAACUCAACGAGCAGCUCAAGACCUCCUUCUUCCUCGUGCGGGAGGACACCAAGGCCGCCGUGCUCCUCCACCUGCUGCGCAAUGUGGUGCGGCCCCAGGACCAGACGGUGGUGUUUGUGGCCACAAAGCACCACGCGGAAUACCUCAGUGAGCUGCUGACGACCCAGCGGGUGAGCUGCGCCCACAUCUACAGCGCCCUGGACCAGACGGCCCGCAAGAUCAACCUGGCCAAGUUCACCCACGGCAAGUGCUCCACCCUCAUCGUGACGGACCUGGCGGCCCGGGGCCUGGACAUCCCGCUGCUGGACAACGUCAUCAACUUCAGCUUCCCAGCCAAGGGCAAGCUCUUCCUGCACCGCGUGGGUCGUGUGGCCCGGGCUGGUCGAAGUGGCACGGCCUACUCCUUGGUGGCCCCAGAUGAGGUCCCCUACCUGCUGGACCUGCACCUGUUCCUGGGCCGGGCCCUCACCCUCGCCCGCCCCCACGAGGAGCCCUCAGGUGAGUGCGGUCGGCGUGGACGGCUGCUGGGCCGGGUGCCACAGAGCGUGGUGGACGACGAGGACUCUGGCCUGCGGAACACCCUGGAGGCAUCACUGGAGCUGCGGGGCCUGGGCCGUGUGGCCGACAACGCCCAGCAGCAGUAUGUGCGCUCGCGGCCAGCACCCUCGCCAGAGUCCAUCAAGCGGGCCAAGGAGCUGGACCUCGCGGGGCUGGGCCUGCACCCCCUCUUCAGCUUGCGCUUCCAGGAGGAGGAGCUGCAGCGGCUGAGGCUGGUGGACAGCAUCAAGCAGUACCGCUCGCGGGCGACCAUCUUUGAGAUCAACGCCUCCAGCCGGGACCUGAGCAGCCAGGUCAUGCGGGCCAAGCGGCAGAAGGACUGCAAGGCCAUCGCCAGCUUCCAGCAGGGGCGGCAGGAGCGGCAGGAGGGCCUGGCUGGCACAGCCCGGAGCUGCCCAGCGUGGCAGGCGGAGCAGCCUGGGAAGGAGGAGGAAGAGGCAGCGGGAGAGAGCGUGGAGGACGUCUUCACAGAGGUCGUGGGCCGGAAGCGGCAGCAGCCAGGACCUGAGCGGAGAGCCAAGAGGCGGAAGGAGGAGGCCCGGCAGCGGGACCAGGAUUUCUAUGUCCCCUAUCGGCCCAAGGACUUUGACAGUGAACGGGGCCUGAGCGUUGGUGGGGACGGGGGCGCCUUUGAGCAGCAGGUGGCUGGCGCUGUCUUGGACCUGAUGGGGGACGAGGCCCAGAACCUGACCAGGGGCCGGCAGCAGCUCAAGUGGGACCGGAAGAAGAAGCGGUUUGUGGGACAGUCAGGACAGGAGGACAAGAAGAAGAUCAAGACAGAAAGUGGUCGCUACAUCAGCAGCUCCUACAAGCGUGACCUCUACCAGAAGUGGAAGCAGAAACAGAAGAUCGACGACCGCGACUCGGAGGAGGAAGGGCCAUCGGACCGGCGAGGCCCAGAGCGAAGAGGCUGGAAGCGGGGCCGAGGCCAAGGUGCCUCCCAGCCGCGCGCCUCAGGCACCCCCGCAGGCCGCGUGCGCUCAGAGCUCAAGACCAAGCAGCAGAUCCUGAAGCAGAGGCGCCAAGCCCAGAAGAUGCGCUUCCUGCAGCGUGGGGGCCUCAAGCAGCUCUCUGCCCGCAACCGGCGCCACGCCCGGGAGCUGCAGCAGGGCGCCUUUGGCCGGGGCGCGCACUCCAAGAAGGGCAAGAUGAGGAAGAGGAUGUAAAGAAGAUGGCCUAGCCCCUGGCUCCUCCCGGCUCCAAGUGUGAACACACAUGCUCCUGUGUGCCGCUAUGUGCCUGGCCCUGUGCAGGGCAUUGGGGAGCUCCCUGCAGAGCCACCGCCCAUGAGGAGUGCUGUAGGCCACAGGGCAGCAGCUGCCUCUGCUGAGACAGGGACGUUUGUACAAGGUCUUGAAGGGUGCAUAGGAGUUUGCGCCCUGAAUUGGCGACUCGGCUCCUGCUGCUUCUGUGUGCUCUGGGUUCAGAGGUGGUGGUCACACAGGUCUGAGCUGUGAGUGCCCAAGGCCCAGUGAUGUAUUUUUAAGGUAAUAAACCUUUCUUGAGCA
Myotis brandtii (Brandt's bat) is the source of this 2850-nucleotide messenger RNA. It is a transcript of the gene DDX54, whose product is annotated as DEAD (Asp-Glu-Ala-Asp) box polypeptide 54. Bases 16 to 2508 code for a protein of 830 amino acids. NCBI's taxonomy places the organism in Eukaryota, Metazoa, Chordata, Mammalia, Chiroptera, Vespertilionidae. Gene Ontology annotation, cellular component: nucleus. Gene Ontology annotation, molecular function: RNA binding; ATP binding; RNA helicase activity. The record is from RefSeq and is a predicted model, not a curated record. The transcript has 19 exons.